AGGAACACCAGAUCUGAGCUGCAUCUGCUACCUACACCACAGAUCACGGCAACGCCAGAUCCUUUACCCACUGAGCAAGGCCAGGGAUUUAACCUGCAACCUCAUGGUUCCUAAUCGGAUUUGUUUACACUGCGCCAUAAUGGAAAUAUGGUGCUGAGGAUCAGGAUACAAAACGACAUUCAAAAACACACACAAAAAACACACUUUUUAGAGGACCUUAUGCACAUAAGCAAUCAUUUGUGGUUUUUUAAAGGGACAUACACACAUAUUUUUGCUUAGCCUAUCUUUAAGGAUACAUAAAAGUAUUUUUUUUUCUCUAUUUUUGAUAGGCAAGGAACCAAAUUCUGUAGCUUUCCAUUACUGAUUUGAUUAUGUGGGGUGCAUUUCCAAGAGAAUUGUAUAUUUUAUAGUCCUUCAUGAAAAAAUUCUCUUUAUAGGUUAAUUUUAUACCAGCAAAGUAAAUAAGACCAGUUUUAGUUCAGGCCACUUAUUUAGAAAAUGAGUAAAGAAAAACUCAUCAGUUCACAUUGGUUUAACACAUUAUCUUGGUAUUGCUUGAGGCCUUUUCAUGCUUGCUAAAUGAAUUACUCAUUUUGAUUGUAUUGACAGCAGUGCUAAAUAAAUUAUUUCAAGAACUAGGUAGUAUAAGUUUCCUUUAAAUAAAGCUAGAAUAUUCAAGAAUAGAAGGGUAGGCAUAAUAUUCUACCUUGGGUUAUUAUUUGUAGAGUUUUUUCUUUUUUCUUUUUUUCUUCUUUCUUUUGUUACAGUGUAAGCCAGUGGUUCUUAAUCUUUGGUCCUAAGGACCCUUUUCUUUUAUACUCUUAACAGUUAUCAACUUGAGCUUUUGUUUAUGUGGGUUAUGACUUUUGAUACUUACUGUAUUAGAAAUUAAAACAAUUUUUAAAAAAUGUUUAUUAAUUUUAAAAUAAUAAUCUACCCACUACAUGUUAAACUAAGUAAAAUAUUUUAGUAAAAAGUAGCUGUAUUUUCCAAAACAAAGAACAAUUGAGUGAGAAGAGUGAUUCAACAGUUUUUGCAAAUCUCUUUAAUGUCUGGCUCAACUGGAUACUCCUAUCUGCUUUUGCACUCAGUCUCCUGCAAUAUGUUGCUUUGGGUAAGGUAAAAGAAGAUGUGGCCUCGCAUCAAAUAUAUAGUUGGAAAAGGGAAGAGUAUUUUAAGAACCUUGUUAGAUUAUUGUGGAUAUUCUUUGAUAUUACACUAAAAUUUAGCAGUGUUAAUUUCUUAAAGGUGAAUUGCAGUGUGGAGUCUGAAACCAUAUCUGUGCUUUGUUAUGUUGAAAUAUAUUGGUUUAUCAUGAGCUUUGAAUGGCUCUUUUAACCUGUGCAUGAUUUUAUAACCCAUUUAUCGGUCAUUUAGAAAAUAUUAGUUUACUGAGUUAGCACAUUCUCCAAAUGUUGACACAAAAAUCAUAUUCAUUAACACUACCACUGGCCUCAUCAGAAAAGACUUUUAAGUAGUGGAAAGCUGUCAAGCUCAUGUGGCAGUUGCAAGUUUUCCAAAUUCUAAUUAUCACCUGAAAUACCAAAUUUUAUUGUCAACCAAAUGCUCUCAUUUGUUUUCCUUGAAGUGGUAGGCUCACUUUGUAAUUUUUUUUUUUUUUUUUUUUUUUGGUCUUUUUAGGGCUGCACAGUGGCAUAUGGAGGUUCCCAAGCUGGGGAUCGAAUUGGAGCUGUAGCUGCUGGCUUGAACCACAGCAAUGUGGGAUCUGAGCCAUGAGCUGCUGGCUGCGACCUACACAGCAACGCUGGAUCCUUAACCCACUGAGCAAGGCCAGGGAUUCAAACCUGCGUCCUCAUGGAUGCUAGUCAGAUUUGCUUCCAGUGAGCUACGACGGGAACUCCUCACUUUAUAAUUUUUGAGAACACAUCUGUCAGUUACCCAGGUCUGAAUAACCAUAUAGUUUGUCAGCCACUUGUUCAAGUAAAAAUGGAUUCCUUGAGAAAAAGUGGAUAAUUCAGUUUGCAGCUCAAAGUAUGGUUUAUGUGCUUUUCAAAACAGUUGCCACACUUCCAAAUGUAGAAAUGCCCUAUACAUACUUUCCAGUGGGUUAUGCAGAGUAAUAAAAAGACAAUUUAAGGCAAAGAUUUAAUAAAAUUAAUAAUUUUUACGCUUGCAUUAACACAUUCUUAAGUAAAAUUGACUUUUUUUUUUUUUUUACUGUGAGUACAUGAAGGUGAAGAAUAUAAUGACUACUAGUACAUUUUGGUGCCACUGCUUUAUGUUUUGUUUUGUUUUAAUGGCCAUGUCCAUGGCAUAUAGAAGUUCCCCGGUCCAGGAAUUGAAUCCAGGUCACAGCUGUAACCUACCAGAUCCUUUACCCACUGUGCUUCACAGCAGCCCAAGCCACUGCAGUUGGAUUCUCAACCCAUUGCACCACAAUGGGAACUCUGGUGUCAUUGCUUUAAAUUGUGCAUCAUGCCAGUAGUCUUACCCUACCAUUUCUUUUGUAUCAUAAGUACAAAUAUAAGCACAGUGAGAAAAGGCAAAGAAUGUCUUAGUUAUUACGGAAGUAGUUUUGACCUCAUUGAUCUCUUGGAGAAGUCACAGGAAUACCUAGGGUAAGUUCACUUGAGAACUGCUGCUAUAAGCUAUUUGAGGAUUAAACUAAUCACCUACAGGUCUCCCUUCAGUUUCUGGUCCUGGAUUUUACACAGAAAAGUGCUCAAAAGGUACUUGUUUAACGAAUGUGAUACGAUGACAUUUAAACAGGAUAGAACUCAGUGAAUAAAAUUGUGUAACUGCCUCCAUCCAUUAUUGUGCAUCAUCCAGGCAUUCUUGAUCAGGCAGCUUUUCCACAGACAUUGGUGAGAAUAGGUGAACAAAUGGAAUAUGGAUGAUAAUGUACUUGGUAAAUGCAAAUGAUGAAAUAAAGAAUUAAAUAUAAGUGAUGUUGAAAUUAGAAUUAACUGACUUUAGGAGUACACAGGAAAAGCAUACAGAUAUACAGGUUCCUACAGAGCCAACAAUUUCAGCCUUGUUAAGUUUCCAUUAAUGAGUCCUCUACUUUUGGGUCCUUAACUUUGUAGUGGUUUAAGAGGAUUUGAAGUAAGUUGAGUCUCAUCUGAAAAGCAAACAUCUCAUUUACAUUUCAAUAGGUCACAGCCUAUGCUUGAUCUAGUAAAGUUUUUUUCAAAAAGGGUUAUAGAAGAUGAAUGUUAAAUCACUUUUUAUGAAGAAUAGUGAAUAAAAGUAUUGGGUUUAUAUAAACUGCAGACCAAAGUAGAUAGUUUUAUCUUUUUUCUCCUUUUUUAAUUGAAGUAUAGUUAAUUUACAGUGUGUGUUAGGUUUUUUUUUUUUUUUUUUUUUUUUUUUGUCUUGUCUUUUUAGGGCCAUACCCGUGGCAUGUGGAGGUUCCCAGGCUAGGUAGGGGUUUAAUCGGAGCUGUUGCUGCCAGCCUACACCAGAGCCACAGCAACGCCAGAUCUGAGCCACAUCUGUGACCUACAUCACCGCUCACGGCAAUGUCGGAUCCUUUACCCACUGAGCAAGGCCAGGGAUCAAACCCGCAACCUCGUUCCUAGUUGGAUUCGUUUCCGCUGCGCCACGACAGGAACUCCCAGUGUGGAAGCCUAAUCCGUUAGUUUCAAGUGUACACCACAUUGAUUCAGAAGCACAUGUGUAGACACAUAUGUGUUUUUUCUUUUUCAGGUUCUUUUCCAUUAUAGGUUAUUACAAAAUAUUGAGUAUAGUUCCCUGUGCUAUAAAGUAGAUGCUUGUUGUUUAUAUUUUUGAAAUAUGUAGUAGUGUGUGAUGUUAAUCCUGAACUCCUAAUUUAUCUCCCCCUUCUCCCCCCCAAGGUAGUAGUAAUUGAGUAAUUUUCCUUUUUAAGGAAACCUUUCGUAUGAAUACCCUAGCAUGUAUUUUUGGGGGAAGGAAUUGGACUGUAAGAUGGUGUGAUAUAUACCCUCUUCUUUUAGUGUGGAAGCCUAAUCCGUCUUGCUAUGUUUUGAUAACCUCAGAGUUUGUUAAAUAGUACUUCUCCUUUUGUUUUCAAAUGAUUUAUUACAAUCUAUUUCUAGUUUACAUCUAGGAUGUAGGAAUGGGCAAUAAAGUUGGGGCAGAAAUGGAAAGGAACGGUAUUAGUUUUAAACCAUCCCAGGUCUUUCUCCACCCCUCACUCCUAAUCCCUAUUUUUAAAAAACUUAUUCCUGUUAUUUCAAGUAAAGAUUGUAAGAGAUAAUCAGGUAUUUCUAACAAUGAAAACUAUGCUUUUUUGAUUCAUGUUAAAAGUUACUGAGUCUACUUUAAGAAGUUUCUUCAAACAGCUUAUGAAUUUACCUUAUGUCCUUAAAAAUCAUUAAUUCACAUUGGCAAUGGAUACUACCAAAAAGUUGGAUAGGAUAGACAUUACCUAAACUUUGGUGCUUAUCAGACCUGUGUAACAACAUGAGAGGGUUCAGCUAGUAUAGGGUUGUGUUACUCCAUUUGCGAUUCUUGUCAUGGAUGCCAUGUCCUGGUUAGAAACCAUUUUAUUUAUUUUAUUUUAUUAUUAUUAUUUUUAUUUUUUGGUCUUUUUUUGCCAUUUCUUGGGUCGCUCCCUCGGCACAUGGAGGUUCCCAAGCCAGGGGUCCAAUCGGAGCUGUAGCUGCCGGCCUACGCCAGAGCCACAGCUACGCGGGAUCCAAGCCGAGUCUGCGACCUACACCACAGCUCACGGCAACACCGUAUCUGUUAACCCACUAAAGCGAGGGCAGGGAUCGAACCCGCAACCUCAUGGUUCCUAGUUGGAUUCGUUAACCACUGCGCCCCAAUGGGAACUCCUAGAAACCAUUUUAAAUCAUCAACUGGAAAAUAUAAGUCUGAAAUUAAUCUUAUUUUUAUUAUGACAUCCUUAAAAGACUAAAUACUGUUUUAAAACUGACCAGUAAAAAAAUCUGCUUUAAAACAGAGUUGUAAGUAGAAAUGUAGAGUAAGGCGAAAUUAAAAAUAAUUUAUAUAUUACAAUUCCUGAACAGAUUUAAUUUUGAGUUCUGUGUGUAAGGCACAGAUUGGAAUGGUUGCUGCAGAUACUUUAUGGGAUACAGGUUUCAGAUUGUUAUUUGCUUGUAAAUACACACAUGAAAACUCACUUUGAGAAUAACUGAGUUUUCCAAAGAAUUUUCUCAUUUAUAAGGAGAUACGUUUGUAUCUAUUAUUCCUCUACUUAUCCCAGUUAAGUAGUUUGAGGAGAUUGGAGUUAAGUACUACUACUUUGGUAUGACUCCAGUGGCUGUUGCCUUUAAGAAUUUUUUAGGGAUUCCUGUUGAGGCUCAGUGGAAGUCAGUCUGACUGGUAUCCAUGAGAGUGCUGGUUUGAUCCCAGGCCCCGCUCAGUGGGUUAAGAUCUGGUGUUGCUUCGAGCUGUGGUCUAGACUGUAGAUGUGGCUCAGAUCUGGCAUUGCUUUGGCUGUGGUGUAGGCCAGCAGCUGUAGCUCCGACCCCUAGCCAGGGAACUUCUGUAUGCCACACCUGUGGCCCUGGGGAAAAAAAAAUUUUUUUUAAUAAUUCAGGCGUAAAUAAGGAUAUAGAACAAUAUAAUGACCAUAUAAUACCAUCUGUCUGCUACCCAACUUAAGAAAUAAAAUAUCACAGAUGGAGUUCCUGCUGUGGGACACUGAGUUAAGAAUCUGACUGCAGUGGCUUAGGUUACUGUGCGUGCAGAUUUGAUCCCUGGAACAGGAUAGUGGGUUAAAGAAUACGGUGUUGCUGCAGCUGCGUUGUUGGUUGCAACUGUGACUCAGAUUCAGUCCCUGGCCUGAGAACUUCCAUAUACUACUGGUGCAGCCAUAAAAUGAAAAAAAAAAAAACCACAGAUAAUACUAAAGCCUCCUGGGCAUUCCUUCCUCAUCUUGUCCCUUCCCAACUGUGACCAUUAUUCUGAAUUCUGAAUUUGAUGUUUAAUAUUUCCCUGCAUUUAGCAACCUUCCCUUUAUGUGUUAUAUUCAUGGGAAAGAUACAAUGACCCAUGUGGUUAUAGUUUACUCAUUUUAUGUGCUGUAUAAUAUUUGAUUUAAUGGAGUGUGAAGGUAAUGUAUAAUCUUUGUAGAGAAUUUUGAAAAUAAAAAAUGAAGAUAAAUUUGUAGCCUUACCAUCCAAAGAUACCAGAGUUAAUUUUUUCCCUUUUAUUCCCCCCUUUGCACUUAAAUUUAUGUGUUUUGGGGUACUAUUUAAUAUGAAUGGGAUAUAGUUAUGAAUUACAUAAAAUUGCCAGAUGUAUAAGGGCUAUAAUCUCAUUUUCAUUGAUUCUUAGUUGGCAAAUGAAAAAAAAAAAAAAAAAGCUUUCCAAAUCAGGUAUUCUACAUAUAUCUGGAAAAUUUACUAUCUGUUGAUUGGCAGAUAUCGAUGGCAUAUUUCUUAGUAUGGAAACACCAUAUAAGUGGUAUCUGGGAAGAGCUAGGUGGUAUUAUUUAACAUGUUCUUAAAAUUAUCUGAGAGUAAACAAAAUUAUCAGAUGCGAUGCUUAUCUCUUUAAUAUUAAGUAGUUUUUUGAUUUUAACUAUGAAAAUGUGAAAUGUUUAGGUAUGCAUCUAAUAUAUACAAGAUCUCUAUGAAGAAACUACAAACCUGAUGAAAGAAAUCAAAGAGAACUGAAAGAGGUACCUUCUCACUCAGGGCACUGUGACAGACACAGGGUUGUAAGCUGUAAUGUGGAGACGACUUUCCUCUUUGACAGUAGCUCUUCAUGGAGGAACACGGAGUGAGCCAGACUGAACACAUGGCUACCAUAGAAGCGCAUGCAGUGGCCCAGCAAGUACAGCAGGUCCAUGUGGCCACCUACACUGAACACAGUAUGUUGAGUGCUGAUGAAGACUCUCCUUCAUCUCCUGAAGACACCUCUUAUGAUGAUUCAGACAUACUCAACUCUACAGCAGCUGAUGAGGUAACAGCCCAUCUGGCUGCCGCAGGACCUGUGGGAAUGGCUGCUGCUGCUGCUGUGGCAACAGGAAAGAAACGGAAACGGCCUCAUGUGUUUGAGUCUAAUCCAUCAAUCCGGAAGAGACAGCAAACACGUUUGCUUAGGAAACUUCGAGCCACGUUAGAUGAAUAUACUACUCGAGUGGGACAACAAGCUAUUGUCCUUUGUAUCUCACCCUCCAAACCCAACCCUGUCUUUAAGGUGUUUGGUGCAGCACCUUUGGAGAAUGUGGUGCGUAAGUACAAGAGCAUGAUCCUGGAAGACCUGGAGUCGGCCCUGGCAGAACACGCCCCUGCGCCACAGGAGGUUAACUCAGAGCUGCCGCCUCUCACCAUAGAUGGAAUUCCAGUCUCUGUGGACAAAAUGACCCAGGCCCAGCUUCGGGCAUUUAUUCCAGAGAUGCUGAAAUACUCCACAGGUCGAGGAAAACCAGGCUGGGGUAAAGAAAGCUGCAAGCCCAUCUGGUGGCCUGAAGAUAUCCCAUGGGCAAAUGUUCGGAGCGAUGUCCGCACAGAAGAGCAAAAGCAAAGGGUUUCAUGGACCCAGGCACUACGGACCAUAGUUAAAAACUGUUAUAAACAGCAUGGGCGGGAGGACCUUUUGUAUGCUUUUGAAGAUCAGCAAACACAAACACAAGCCACAACCACACAUAGUAUAGCCCAUCUUGUACCAUCACAGACUGUAGUCCAGACCUUUAGUAACCCCGAUGGCACUGUCUCUCUUAUCCAGGUUGGUACAGGGGCAACAGUAGCCACAUUGGCCGAUGCUUCAGAAUUGCCAACUACAGUCACUGUUGCCCAGGUGAAUUAUUCUGCUGUGGCUGAUGGAGAGGUGGAGCAAAACUGGGCCACAUUACAGGGAGGUGAGAUGACCAUCCAGACAACGCAAGCGUCAGAGGCCACCCAGGCGGUGGCAUCAUUGGCAGAGGCCGCAGUGGCAGCUUCUCAGGAGAUGCAACAGGGAGCUACAGUCACCAUGGCACUCAACAGCGAAGCUGCCGCCCAUGCUGUUGCCACCCUGGCUGAGGCCACCUUGCAAGGCGGGGGACAGAUCGUCCUGUCUGGGGAAACCGCAGCAGCCGUCGGAGCACUUACUGGAGUCCAAGAUGCUAAUGGACUGGUCCAGAUCCCUGUGAGCAUGUACCAGACUGUGGUAACCAGCCUCGCCCAGGGCAAUGGGCCAGUGCAGGUGGCCAUGGCCCCUGUGACCACCAGGAUAUCGGACAGCGCAGUCACCAUGGACGGCCAGGCUGUGGAGGUGGUGACGUUGGAACAGUGACAUGCAGCCAUAUCAUGGCAUCGUUUUCUAGUCUACUUCAAAAUUUUUUACAAUUUUGCAGAGGUGCAAUCAAAUGGAAUUAAGUCUCUCGACUUUGGAAGAAAAGUUUUGUUAACCUUUUUUUUAAAAAGGAAGAAAGGCAGCAGAUUUUGGAAUUGCAUUUUUUAAAGCACCACUCUUGAUUUUCUGGGAUUGGUGGAGUAAGAUACUACGUUAUCGAUUUCACUGUCCCGAAAAAGCCAAAUUGUGGCAGGACUUCUUUCUGCGGAAACAUGUGUGUAUACUUAUGUGUGUGUACGUGUGAGUGUGAAUAUAUGUAUAUGUGUACAUAUGGAUAUACACAUUUACAUAUAUAUAUAAAGUAUAUAUAUAUAUGUGUGUAAAUAUAUAUAUAUAUAUAUGAAACCCGCAUGGAAUUAUCUGUAUGAAAUCAAGGUGAGCUGUGGAAAAAUAAUUCACCCAGUUUAGUGGGUGUAGGGUACGUGGCCAGACACAGCCACCCGGUUCUUGUUCAUACCAGGGUCAUGCGUUGAGCUACUGACAAACUCAGGCGGAGGUGACUAUGCCCUUCACCAAAGCUGCCUCCCAGUGGCCACCCAGAGCUCUCCUGCUGGACUCCCCUGAGGAAGGAGGUUCCAGAACGGGGUGAGGUCCAGAAAUUGUGCUUGCAAGGUCCAGGGGCCCCGCGGUCUGGCAGCUGAGACGCUCCUCGGGCUGGCCCAGGUGCUGACCUUGCCCCAGCAAGUGAAUGUCCUUAAAGCUCCCGGGCAGGGACGAGAGGGUUUUCCUCAGCCUCCCAGCCCUUCCCCUUCCCAGGAAACCUUCUUGAUCUCAUGGCUGUUCACACAUGGCUUUGGUUUUAAGGUCAGUCCUGAAUGGGUCACGUAUAUGAGCUGAAGGUAACAGAAGUAUUAAGGGUUUGAGGAGUGCGUGUGCGUUCGAUGUGCUUGUGGGUGUGCGCGUGGUGGGGAGAGAGUGGGAGGGGGCGCGGGAGGGGUUGGAAGGGGAAAGGAAGGAGGGAGAGAAAAGUCUUCAAAGACCAGGGUACACCCAUGGGAGCAGUUUCCUCCUUUCCUGUAACUUUCUGUUGUAGCGUAACAGAGGAGACCGGGAGUGGGGGCGUUGGAAGAGAAGAGGGCUGAGGGUGCCUUCUGUGCUCCUGGGUUACGCCCUGUUCCACAAGGGACCCUGCAGUUUUCCCGGGUGCAUCCGGCUGGGCCCAGCCCCACGCAGCUUCCUUCUCACAGGUAUUGAUUGGUCUGGGUGUUCUUGUAACUAAAUUCUGUGACUUCGUAGCUGCAAGCCCUGGGUCUCCAGUGGCUAAAUUCACCUGACUUUUUGACAGGCCAAAUCUCUGCUCCUUGAGUACAGGGACAACUCUUCCUCCCUCCUCCCGGGCCCCCCAGGUGUGAUAGUGUAUUUAAUGUGUUUUUUUUUUUUAAUGCGACAUUAAAAGAUUCUUCAUGUCUUGCUCAGCCUUUGAGAAAAGUUUCAGAUUCUUGUAUUUGCUUGUUUUAUAUAAAACUAUCCAAUGUUC
This is a messenger RNA of Sus scrofa (pig), 9730 nucleotides long. It is a transcript of the gene NRF1, whose product is annotated as nuclear respiratory factor 1. Gene Ontology annotation, molecular function: DNA-binding transcription factor activity. The record is from RefSeq and is a predicted model, not a curated record. Gene Ontology annotation, biological process: regulation of transcription by RNA polymerase II. Lineage: Eukaryota; Metazoa; Chordata; Mammalia; Artiodactyla; Suidae.